Messenger RNA from Uranotaenia lowii, 592 nucleotides. It is a transcript of the gene Pfdn4, whose product is annotated as probable prefoldin subunit 4. NCBI's taxonomy places the organism in Eukaryota, Metazoa, Arthropoda, Insecta, Diptera, Culicidae. The transcript is spliced from 3 exons. Gene Ontology annotation, biological process: protein folding. The record is from RefSeq and is a predicted model, not a curated record. The coding region runs from base 114 to 530 and encodes 138 amino acids. Gene Ontology annotation, cellular component: prefoldin complex; cytoplasm.
UUUUGACGUUUUUCAUCGCAUUUUGAGAAAACAUCAUCAGGCGUGCGGUGCGGGAUUUUCCGAAUUUUAAUUCCGCUUUCCGUAUUUAAAUUAAACUUUCUCCAUCAAUCACCAUGGGUUCCAAAUCGGAUAACAAGGGCAAAGGCACAUUCCAACCGGAUUCAGAUGUUCACAUCACGAUCGACGAUCAGAUGAAGAUCAAUAAGUUUGCCAACUACAACGCCAAGGUGGAGGACCUCAAGGAAGACCUGAAGCUGCGACAGAACGAGCUAAAGAAUCUGGAGGAAGCCGGUGACGAGAUUGAGCUGCUGGAUGAGGACACUCCAAUUCCGUUCUUGAUUGGGGAAGUAUUCAUCUCUCACGAUCAACCGAAAACGCAGGAAUUGUUGGCCGAAGCAAAGGAAAAGAAGAAGCGGGAAAUCGAGAGUAUUCAGAAGUUGACCAAGGACAUCCAGGACAAGAUGGGUGAUCUGAAGGCACAUCUGUAUGGUCGUUUCGGAAGCAACAUUUAUUUGGAGAAUGACGAAUAGAAGGUACUCAUUAUGGUAAUUUAUUUAUAACGAAAUCAACAGGAAGAUCAAGCUUCGAAAAA